Messenger RNA from Danio rerio (zebrafish), 2529 nucleotides. It is a transcript of the gene lcmt1, whose product is annotated as leucine carboxyl methyltransferase 1. NCBI's taxonomy places the organism in Eukaryota, Metazoa, Chordata, Actinopteri, Cypriniformes, Danionidae. Gene Ontology annotation, biological process: regulation of signal transduction. The record is from RefSeq and is marked provisional. Gene Ontology annotation, molecular function: protein C-terminal leucine carboxyl O-methyltransferase activity; methyltransferase activity.
AGAUGUAAACAUGUGAUUGUCAACCGGAGCGCUCGGUGCAGUUUUGCUUCUGUUAAAAACCAGUAUGAUUAAUUGAAAUAAAUGUGCUUGAAGAAAUAUUUAAAGUAUCAAUUGAUAAUAUUGUCAAUGACGCAAUCUUACGCUGUUGCGUUCUUCGAAAGGAACCCGCUCAGUUUUGCCAACAUUUAGGAUUUUGUGUUCUCACGAAUACAGUAACGUUAUGUGUAUUUAACGCUGCGUUUAUGACUAUAAUUCCUAUAUUGCUUCAAAACUGCAAGUGUUCAUGGCAUCCAGACAAUCAUUUACAGAUUCUGACACUGCUGACGAAGCGGUCAGAGCAACUUGCGACGAUGCGUCCAUAUGCAAAAGGUUUGCUACUAGUAAAGGUUACUGGACUGACCUCUACGUCCAGUAUUUUGUGAGGCAAAUAGGUGAACGGAAAGCACCUGAGAUCAACAGAGGUUAUUAUGGACGUGUCAAAGGGAUGAAUCUCCUUCUUGACGACUUUCUCAAGAAGACACAAUGUGACUGCCAGGUGGUUAAUCUUGGGGCAGGACUGGAUACUACUUUUUGGAGAUUAAAGGAUGAAAACAUAAUGCCAAAAAAGUUCUUUGAAGUUGACUUCCCAAUGAUCGUUGCCAGAAAAAUACACAACAUCAAGACAAAACCUCCACUAUCGAAACCUCUGAUUGAGACUCACUCCACUGAUUCGCUUCUUCUAGAUGGUCAUAGUUUGGACUCUGACAGAUACUGUAUUAUCGGUGCUGAUUUAAGAGACAUCCCUACUUUAGAGGACAAGCUAAAAAAGUUCCAGAUAAAUCCAGAAUUGCCCACGCUCUUUCUGUCUGAAUGUGUGCUGGUGUACAUGAGCCCCGAACAGUCGUCCAGACUAGUGCACUGGAUUGCAGAAACCUUUCCCACGGCCAUGUUCAUUAACUAUGAACAGGUGAACAUGAACGAUCGCUUUGGGCACAUCAUGAUUGAGAAUCUGCAGAGACGGCAGUGCAAUCUGGCUGGAGUGGACCUCUGUCAGUCCCUCGACUCUCAAAAGGACCGCUUUUUGUCUUCAGGCUGGGAAAGUGUAAACGCACUGGACAUGAUGACGGUCUACAGCAUGCUUCCUCAGGAAGAUGUAGCAAGAAUUGAACGUCUAGAGUUUUUAGAUGAAAAGGAACUUCUCCAACAGCUUCUCCAACACUACUGCAUCUGCUGGGCUGUGAAAGAUAAGCUCAAUCUAGGCCUGUCGCAAAUUGGGUUUUAAACGGCAAGUGGGACUCGGUUGUAAAAGUUUGAAACAACAUGACCAGGAGUCAGACGACAGGAAAGGGAAGUCAUUUAUAUCUUUAUUUCCAUUUUUGACUACAAUAAAAAUGGAAACUACUGGAGUCAGCGUCUUCUCUUCGCUUUUGAAUGUCUCCUUAUGUUUCCCAAGUGAUUGACGUGUCUGACUUGAAGUGCCAUAUUCAAACUUCUAUGAUUUUUUUUUACCAUAACUAUUAUUAAACCAUUUUGGAACAUUUGUGGGAUGCACAUCAAUGCUUAUUUUGUAAGCUUUGUGAGUGUAACUGGCCCUCUGUAUUAAUAUUAAUGAAUUGUGAUGAUUAAUAAAGACAAUUAAGAGUGUUAAAUGAAUGUUACGUGCAUGUAUUAUUAUUACACUUAAGAAAAGUUUUACUAGAAUACUGCAAAAUAAGUGAGCAAAUUCUAAAAAAAGCAGCAGAUAUUAUACACUCCAAAAACCCAAACGCUGGGUUAAUAAUUAGUAUUUAAAAUCAUUCAAAAAACAAACCCAACAGUUUGACCGAAAAUUGUUUAAAACCACCAGCAAUUAAGAGCCUAGUUGCACCUCAUCAAUUAUUAUAACGAGCAUUUAGUUAAAUAAGUUAUUGAGUUGAUUGAUAAUUAUCGGACAUUCUAAAAUGCUGGGUUGUCAUAAUGUUCAUAUAUGGAGAAACCCACCUAUGGGUUCAUUUCUUCAGAUUUUUUAAUGCCAAAUACAGCAUAUUUUUAGAUUGUAUAGGACAGUGUUUUCCUUUUUUUUUUUUUCUUUUUUUUUCAUUUUAAUACAUGGUUUUACCAAUAUCAAACCCAAUAUUUAAUUGCCCCCACAGUAUUUAGGAUAUUUUGUUAUGGUGAAAGAUCAGUACAUUGUCAUUUACAUUUUAUUAACAAAAACUUAGGCCCCUAGUUAGGGCCCUGCUUAGUUUUUAGCUUCAGGUGUAGUUAUCAUGUUCACGUUGUGCACCAUGUUGUUGAAAUAGCAAAUGCAUUUGGUCCCAUUUGUGCUGGCAUGAGUGUGUUAGGGCGCAUUCUUGGUGUUUUUCUAUUUUGAGGCAACUAAAACAAACUUUGCCAUUGGUCAUCUAAAAGUGUUAGUGAUUGGGGGGGGGGGGGUCCAAAUUCACAUAAAUGUUGCUUAUUACACACACAGGGAUGUGCUGCAGCAAAUAUUUUUAUAUAUGAAAAAAAUAUAAGAAUUGCAAUGUAAAAUAUUAUUGUCUACAUAAAUAUAAAUAAAUUGCUACCUCU